Messenger RNA from Daphnia pulex (common water flea), 923 nucleotides. RefSeq names its product protein SYS1 homolog (gene Sys1). The transcript has 4 exons. Bases 367 to 840 code for a protein of 157 amino acids. Gene Ontology annotation, biological process: Golgi to plasma membrane protein transport; protein localization to Golgi apparatus; Golgi to endosome transport. The record is from RefSeq and is a predicted model, not a curated record. Gene Ontology annotation, cellular component: Golgi membrane; trans-Golgi network. NCBI's taxonomy places the organism in Eukaryota, Metazoa, Arthropoda, Branchiopoda, Diplostraca, Daphniidae.
UGGAAUAUUUUAAUUAUUUUGUAUUUUUACAUAAAAAUCGCAUUUUAAUAAAAGUUUUAAAAUGACGAGAGAGACUAUCUCUGGGCGAACGGAACCGGAAAGCUUUUAAUUGAAGCGAACGGUUAUCGGGUUCCGCACGAAUUUAAGGGCAGUAGUAAUAAGAAAAAGAAUUGUUUUCUCUUUAUCCACGGCGAGUUUUAUUUUUCUGUUGAUACAGGCAGCUGGAAUAACUGGAUCACUGGAUGGCCAAUCAAUGAGUUUGAAAUAUGACAGAUGGGUACUGUUUAGUACACUACCUUUUGGCUGUAUAUUAUCAUUCGACUUGUCAUCGUAAUAUCCGAUUCUGAAACUUCUUGAAGACUUGAAAUGAGUGGCUCCUUUAGAAUAGCAGUAUGGGAUCCUCCUUUGAUUCUAUCACAAAUCGUCGCAGUGCAAUGCAUCAUGUAUGUCUCACUCGGAUUAUGGAUUAUAGUACUCUUGAAUUUUCUUGCUGGACAUCCUGUUUCAAUUGAUUACAUAUUUAAAUAUCAGGAAGUAAAUGUCAAAGAUGUCAGUGGACGUUUAGUUGUUGCUUGUUUCCUGUUGAACUCUCUAAUAAGUGCUACAUCUCUUUGGGCUAUCGUCCAAAGAACGAAACUAUGUUUGGAUUUCAGUGCCACAGCAUUCUUUUUGCAUUUAGUUGCAUCCCUCAUUUAUAACUCAGGAUGGCCAUAUUCUGCUUCGUGGUGGGUCUUACAGUUUUCCUGUGUUACUAUCACCUGUGUUCUAGCAGAGUUUCUCUGCAUGCGUUCGGAAAUGAAAUCAAUUCCACUGGGGAUGUCUGCAAGGGUAGAUCUCUAACUCUAAUGAAAAAGGGAAGAGCAAUUUUGGUCUGACAUAAAAUGUAAAUCUGUAAAUAAAUGUGUGAUCAUUUUACACCUCAA